This is a messenger RNA of Vitrella brassicaformis, 1794 nucleotides long. The record is from the annotation of a GenBank genome assembly. Lineage: Eukaryota; Vitrellaceae.
CUCACACACACCUGGCGUCUUCGGACGUGUUUGUGCUGUUUGUCAAGCCUGGCUCUUAACUCUUGACCCGCUGAAGCUACUCACGUUUCUUCAACAGGUUAUAGAGCCCACUGAGCACCUCCCAAGGGGAGAAGGCUUGUCGAGCACCAGAACACAGAUCUCUAUGUGUGUGCUGUGGUUCGACUCAGCAUGAGCUCGAGCGGUGAGGUCACGCCUCGUCAAGAGGGUGAUCACGAGCCACACCAACACACUGAGGUGGACGUCAUAGUCGGUGAUGUCGAGAUGGGUGGCGUCAAGGCUGCUGUGGCAGUCAAGGCUGCUGUGGCAGAUCUCUGCCUCGAGGAGGUGGGAGGUGGUGCUUCCGGUGGUCACGAUGGCCAAGAGGAAGGUCAACAGCCCUCGCCUCUCGAGCAGCUAUACGCCUUUGCUCUCAAGUGGGAGAGUCUGACAUCAUGCGACGCAUCUGGUGUGGAACGCUGUGUCUCAUCUGGUGGCGGCAUCUCUAUGGUCGGUCGCGGCCGUGGCAAGGCUCUUACCGUGCCCGCUUGGGUGACCAAGAUGCGACCCCAGCAGCAGACGCUGAAUGAGACUGAGGCGGAAAGCAUGUUGAUCGGGUGUGAUGCGACACGUCGAGCACUUGUUGGUUUGCAGCAAACCAUGCUCGAAGUGCGUCGACCUGCCCAGCACACACCGAUCGUGGCUAUACUCGAACGACCGAAGGUCGAGGAAGUCCCCAAAUGGGAUGGCGAGGCCGCAAGCUAUGCGGUAUGGCGCUGCAGCUUCAUGGUUAUGAUGACUCGCGUCAAUCUCAGCCAUCUCAUCGACAAGGGCAUGCGAGCUGCGUUGCGAAUGGUCAGCAACGAGCAGUAUGAGGCUGAUGCCGGCUACCUCUAUGAGCUGCUGCUGCGUGCUGUACAUCCAUCAGCCCUCGAGGCCUUGCGCAUCAUACGCGCCGCUGGGAUCAGCGAUGCCUAUGACGUGCCGGCUAUGUGGGCCUUGACGGGUGUUAAGAGCGGUCUCGAAGCACGUGACGGCGUUGCGGCUCUGGAAGCACUGGACGCGGUGUACAUGCCUGGUGGGCGUGGCCGUAAGUGCUGGCUCUGCGGGCGUUCGGGCCAUCUCCAACGAGACUGCCCACGCAGAGAGCCGGGCAAGGUAGCGAAGAGAAACCCCAAAAUGGUACGCACGAUGGUGCACAGGGGUGGGAGCAAGUGAGUGCUAUUUGUCGACUGUGAGUCAGUCACGGACAGACGGACAGUCAGCGAAGUGCAGAGGAAGCAGCUUUGGUUGCCUGUGGUCAUGCACAAGCUGAGAGCACACAGGGUAGUGUUGUCUCAGUGGGUAUGGCACAUUCGUCUGCUUUGGACACUCGGGGUGUAUGUUGUGCGAGACAGGCACAGGAUAGUGCAGUCAAGACACAUACACAAUGAUCGAUCGAGUACUUCUUGUCUCGCUUCUUCUCUGGUGCUGUGCGUUACAGACCGGCAAGAAAACGAAGAAGUCAAGCAAGAAGAAUAGAGAUGAGUCACGGGAGGAGUAGGUCGCCAUGAGAAGUGCAUGUGCUGAACUACAGUGCCUGUUUGACAUGCGCUGGACUAUGCAUCUAGCUGGACUAGAGUGCAUGGUUGCAUGUGCUGAACUGUGCAUGUUUGCCCGUUGUGUUGACCUGUAUGUCUCGUCCAUGCCAGCGGCGUGCAAUAAGACUGUGCGUGGGACGGACGGAUGCAUGUGAAUGAAUGCAUUGUUGCGUUCAGUUGACUGCAUCUAAGGUCGGAUCGAUCGAUCAUGAGUGCC